Molecule: messenger RNA, 1861 nt
Organism: Agrilus planipennis (emerald ash borer)
Lineage: Eukaryota; Metazoa; Arthropoda; Insecta; Coleoptera; Buprestidae
Product: alkaline phosphatase-like
Exons: 7
Coding region: 80-1768 (562 amino acids)
Biological process (GO): dephosphorylation
Molecular function (GO): alkaline phosphatase activity
Source: RefSeq, a predicted model, not a curated record
AAUAAAAGUCCUAGCGUUCGUAUGUUAACAGAUAUAAAAUAAUUCUAUUUUAUUUUCGAAGAAUCAAAAAUUGUUAGGCAUGGAUUUGGCAGCCCUAAUGUUUAUUUUGUUUACUUGUGAAUAUACACUGUGUCAUACAAUUAAUCACGAAAAAGGUAAUUUUAGAAAUAGUGCCACUGAAAAAUCUGUUCAUAAUCCUCACCAUGUGGGAACAAGAGACUUUGAAGUUAGCAAUAGUGAAUUAGAACCUGAAUAUUGGAUUCGAAAUGCCCAAUUGAGUAUUUUAAAUAAAGUUGAUAAAUUAAAUAAUUUGAAUACAGGUAGAGCAAAAAAUAUAAUUAUGUUUUUGGGAGAUGGGAUGUCUAUUCCAACUGUAACAGCUGCGAGAAUUUAUAAAGGACAAAAACAUGGUCUGACUGGAGAAGAACAACAGCUGUCUUUCGAGAAAUUCCCUUAUGUGGGCUUGUCAAAGACUUAUUCUGUAGACUAUCAGACCACAGACUCAGCAGCGACUGCUACGGCUUACUUAACCGGUGUCAAAACAAAUUAUGGAACAAUUGGAGUAACUGCUUCUGUAAAUCGUAAGAACUGUACCGCCAUGUUAAACAAAAAAUUUCACACAACAUCCAUAGCUGAAUGGGCUCAAAAUGCUGGUAAAAGGACCGGAUUUGUCACAACAACUAGAGUGACUCACGCAUCACCCUCACCCUUGUUCGCCCAUUCGGCGGAUCGAGAUUGGGAAAGUGACACAGAUGUUUCAAGUGACGGUCAAGAUCCGACAAUUUGUCGAGAUUUGGCAUAUCAAUUAAUUCACAACAAAGCCGGGCAGAAAUUAAACGUGAUUAUGGGAGGAGGGAGGGGAAAAUUCUUUCCCUCAACUACGUAUGACGAAUACGGGAAUAUUGGAGAGCGCAGCGAUGGAGAAAAUCUUAUUGAAAAGUGGAAAAACUAUAAAAAGCAUUCACCUAAUUCCAAGUAUGCAUAUGUCCACGAUCGGGCUGGCCUUCUCCAUCUAUCUAACGAAGAUUACGUUCUUGGACUUUUUGCCCAGUCACAUGUCAGCUAUGAACUGGAUAGAGACCCAGAAGUGGUACCAUCAAUAGCCGAAAUGACACAAAAGGCAAUAAAACUUCUUUCAAAAGGAAAAAAUGGUUUUUUCCUGUUUGUUGAGGGUGGUCGUAUUGACCACGCACACCACGACGUCCUUGCAAAAAAAUCUCUAGAAGAAACUGUUGCAUUUGCCCAAGCUAUAGAAGUGGCAGUAGACAUGACUAAUGACGAUGACACCCUCAUUGUCGUCACUUCCGACCACUCUCACACUUUAUCGAUUAGCGGAUAUACCUACAGAGGAAAUGACAUUUUAGGCGAAGCUGACAUCGCCGAUGACGGUUUACCUUAUCUUUCACUGGGUUACGCUAAUGGAAAGAAUACUGGUCGAGAUAGUACUGGUGUCAGACAUAACGUAUCGGAAGAUGAAGAUUUAGGCACAAAAGACUAUGAAUACCCAGGAAUGGUUCUUUUAGACAGUGAAACUCAUGGUGGAGACGAUGUAGGAAUUUUUGCGAGGGGCCCAUGGGCUCAUCUUUUGACCGGUGUUAACGAGCAAAAUGUGAUACCACACGUAAUGGCUUAUGCUUCUUGUAUAGGAAACGGACGAACUGUUUGUUCUUUAAAUAAAUCGUCGUUGUCAUCAUCGUCAGUUACAAAUCAAUUUUUCAUAUUGGCGAUAUUGUUACCGUUAGUUUUACCUGUUUAUAAUACAAUUUAAAGAAUAGAAUCUCCGUGAUGUAAUUAAAAUUAUAUUAAUUUUACAAAUGUAGGCAUUUUUGAACAAAUAUAUUCUUAUUAUAAGCACCUACUA